AGGGGAGCCUAGUCGAACUGAUUUGUCCCUCUCCGCUCUCCGUCUGAAAACCUUGGCGGAAAGGGUCGUGGACAUGGCGGCCAUCAGGCAAUGAAUGAGACUUCCUGUUGCUCCAUGUUCUCCCCAGCAUUUACCAUCAUCAAUGUUUCGGAUUUUCACCCUGCUAGUAGAUGGGAAAACUGACAACCAUGCCUGCAGGUCUGAUAUAUGCAUCUGUAAGUGUACAUGCAGUCAAAGAAGAGGAAUCCAAAAAGCAGCUAGUGAAACCAGAGCAGCUCCCCAUAUAUACUGCACCACCGCUUCAGUCUAAAUAUGUUGAAGAGCAGCCUGGUCAUUUACAAAUGGGCUUUGCUUCCAUCCGGACUGCAACUGGUUGUUAUAUUGGCUGGUGCAAGGGUGUUUAUGUCUUUGUGAAAAAUGGGAUAAUGGAUACAGUACAAUUUGGAAAAGAUGCUUAUGUCUAUCUGAAGAAUCCUCCUCGAGACUUUCUUCCGAAAAUGGGAGUUAUUACAGUUUCAGGAUUGGCGGGCUUGGUUUCAGCGAGAAAAGGUUCCAAGUUUAAGAAAAUUACUUAUCCUCUGGGACUGGCCACUUUAGGAGCAACUGUUUGCUACCCAGUUCAGUCCAUUAUAAUUGCUAAGGUAACAGGGAAAAAGAUAUAUGCUACAAGCCAGCAAAUUUUUGGAGCACUUAAAUCACUGUGGACAAAAAGCAGCAAAGAAGAGUCACUCCCUAAAUAUAAAGAAAAAACUAAGCUAGGAUCCUCUGUCGAAAUAGAAGUACCUGCAAAAACAACUGACGUCUUGAAACACUCAGUGCCCUUGCCAACAGAACUCAGCUCUGAAGCGAAGACCAAAUCAGAAUCCACUUCAGGUGCAACACAGUUUAUGCCUGACCCCAAGCUCAUGGAUCACGGGCAGUCCCACCCAGAAGAUAUAGAUAUGUACAGCACUAGAAGCUGAAGUAGACUGCAUACAGAGACUACAUAGAAAACUACAAGAUGUGUGACGUUGCAAAUAAUGAUGAAAAAAAUCAUGUAAUGGGUAACUGAUACAUAGAGUAUUACUUAAACCAAGUUUUUCCCUUACAUAUCCAAAUGUACAAUUUGAUAAAUUACAUAAGUGGUUAACAGACAAACUGAAUGCAAUGCAAACAAUAUUAAAUGAUUGAUGAGGAGACUUAGGUAGAAGUAUUAGCUUGCAUUUGAUGACCUUUAAGGGCAUUUAAAAAAAAAAAUGAAGACAUGAACUCCAGUGAGAUUAAAAUCUGAAAAUACAUAUAUGUAUGUAUAAAGACAUACAUAUUUAUACAUAUAAACAUAUAUUUCUGCUCUAGCUUUCCCAGACUAAUGUCAGUUAAAUUAGAAUGGUGUGUGGAAAGAUGUGUUUCCCUCUGUUUUUUUUUUUUUCCCAUUUCCUAGAGCUGGAAUAAAAUAUCUAUGUUUUAUGGGACUUAAGCUUGGCUUUGUCUCUUGGUUUUGUUAAUGUUAAUUCCUCUUAAAUAUCUGAAAACAUCUCUAACUAUUUGAGAGGGCCAUAUUGCUACACAGGCUUCCUAAUACUGCUUGACAAUCCUUCUACUGGUUCCUGAGUGGUUUACUAUUGUUUUCCCUAGAAGAGGUAUUACAAACCUUUUAUUCUCCUCAAACCUCUUAUAACUGUCAAAGUUGACUGUGCCUCCUGUUUCAUAGAGAAGAAAGUAAAUUAUUAGACAUGACCAUUCCCAACUUCUUCCCAUCUACCUUCAAGACUUAGCUCUUUUCAGCCAUGCAUCCCCCUUUCCUAAGACAUACUUCUCUUUGUGGUCUUGAUCUCAUUCGUUCCCAUCUAAGACCAUAUUCUACCCCGUUUAAUCUCCAGUCUUUGGUUUCUCUUUUUACUAGUUUCUUUUCCUCCACUUCUACAUAGCUGCAGGUGUUCUCUGUCUUAAAUCAACAAUAACAAAACAAGACAAAAACCUUUCCUUAACUUGACCUCUCCCCUUGAACUAUUUUUUCUCUCUCCUUCCUAUAAUUGUUAUACUUCUUUAAAAAGUAAUUGUUACUUUUUGACAAAAGUAAAUAUUAUCCCUUUUUUCCCUACUUUCAAGUCCUCUCUGCCUUGUGACAUUCUGACCUCCAUACCUGCUUAAAUUUUUUUGAGAUGGAGUCUUGCUCUGUUGCCCAAGCUGGAGUGCAGUGGCACAAACACAGCUCACCGCAACCUCCACCUUCCAGGAUCAAGCAAUCCUCCCAUCUUACCCUCCCGAGUAACUGGGACUAAGGCACCCGCCACCUUGCCUAAUUUUUUGUAUUUUUGGUAGAAACAGGACUUCACCAUGUUGUCCAGGCUGGUCUCGAACUCCUGAGCUCAAGCCUGUGCCUGACUCAGCCUCCCACAGUGUUGGGAUUACAGGCGUGAGCCACCGCACCCAGCCCCUACCUGAAUUUUUAUGUCAUUUUUGACUCUUCACCACUCUCUCCAUGAAACUCACUUAUCCCUUUGCUUUCUAUUUUUCCUGCUUUUGUUAUUCUUCAUUUUUUUCUCUUGCUCUGAAUUCCUUAAAUGCUGAGGCUGCUCAAGUUUCAUCCCUAGUCCUAUUUUCUCAUUCUAUAUGCGCUCUCAUUUUCAUUUAACAGACCUCACUGGCUUCAGCCACCAUUUGUUUUAUUAUUCAUAUCUUCAACCCCCAUAGCUCUCUAGUGCUGUAGACCUUUAUUUCUACUUAUUAGUUAUAUUCAUCUAACAUCCCAUAGAUAUGCCAGUGUCAAUAUGCCUAAAACAAAAUUGUCUCUACCUCCCACUCCUUCAAAUCUAUUCUACCUUCUCUAAUCCUAAAAUUACUCUCCCUCAAGCCAUCAUCAUCACUUUUCUGGGUUACUGUAGUAGCCUUCAGGCUAAUUUGCUCACUGUCAAUCUUGCUUUCUCUCAUUUCAGAAUAUGUUCUGCUUGCAGGUGACAGUAAACUAGUUAAGUACUUAAUAUUAGCUUAAGCAAAAAAAAAAAAAGCCCUAUUUAUAGCCUAGAAUUAGGCAGUAUAGGGUUGGGACAGUGGCUCAUGGGUGCUAUUAAGGACAUAGACUUUUUCUCUUUCCACUAUGUCCUCUACAGCAUGCUGGUUUGUCACCUCAUGGUCACAAGAUGUCUGCUGUACCUCCAGGGAGCAGCUACACAUUCAGAGUAGGAAAUAGCAGAUAAAAAUGUACACAAGAUGCUUCUGACUCCCUUUUAUCAGAAAAGUAAAUGCUUUCUUAGAAUCUCCUCAGAAGACCUCUGUGUAUAUCUCAACCAGUACUUGUCAUAUAGCCACACACUUAGCCUAAGGAAGAUAGGGAGUAGGGAAAUCGUGUUUAUUUUCCCGUGAUGAGGAAGGCAAGGGGUAAGGGGUUGGGAACAGGUCAUACAGUGUCUGCUACCCUAUUCUAACCUAUUUGUCUAUUAUGACAUAGUUGUCUUCCUGACAACUAUAAUGAAUAGUUAUCUUUCUGAAAUCUUUAGUGGCUCAUCAUUGCUUGCAGAAUCAAAGCUCCUUAGUUUGAUAUACAAGGCCCUUCAUAUCUGAUUCCAGCUUACCUUCUAAUCCUAUCUUCCCUCUCCUUACCCACCCUACUGUUAAUGUGUAUUAUACUGUCUUUAUGAUAUACCAUUUGUUUCUUGAACAUGCCUUGCUCAUUAUUGCCUCUUUCUCUGCGUGUGCUAGUGUGUCCUCUUAGAAUGUUCUUCCAUCUUAUCCUGCUCCAUAUUCUAACUUCUACCCAUCCUACAAGUCCAAUUCCGGUGUUGUGUUCCCUCUCUCAAUCCUCUAGGGUACAAUUUAGAUGUUCUCUCUUCUAGAGAUAGGAUCUUGCUAUGUUGCUCAGGCUGGUCUCAAACUCCUGGCCCCAAGCGAUCCUCCUACCUCAGCCAACCAGACAUAAGCGACUGUGCUCGCCUUUUUUUAAAAAUUGAGGGUAUAUGAUAUGGUCGGGUAUGGUGGCUCACACCUAUAAUCCCAGCACUUUGGGAGGGCAAGGUGGGUGAAUCACCUGAGGUCAGGAGUUCGAGACCAGCCUAACCAACAUAGUGAAACCCUGUCUCUACUAAAAACACACAAAAAAAGUACAAAAUUAGCUAGGCAUGGUGGCGCAUGCCUGUAAUUCCAGCUACUUGGGAGGCUGAGACAGGAGAAUCACUUGAACCCGGGAGGUGGAGGCUGCAGUGAGCCUAGAUCAUGCCAUUGCACUUCAGCCUGGGCAACAAGAAGAAAACUCAGUCUCAAAAAAUAAACAAAUAAAAAAUAAAGGUAUAUAAUAUGUCUUAGAUUUGAUGAAAUAUGAGUGUGUUUGAGAUCUGAUCCAAGGUUUUAAAAAAAUCAUUUCAAAUACUGGAGAUAAAUUCUGAGGAG
Messenger RNA from Chlorocebus sabaeus (green monkey), 4362 nucleotides. RefSeq names its product apolipoprotein O like (gene APOOL). The record is from RefSeq and is a predicted model, not a curated record. Gene Ontology annotation, biological process: cristae formation. Gene Ontology annotation, cellular component: MICOS complex. NCBI's taxonomy places the organism in Eukaryota, Metazoa, Chordata, Mammalia, Primates, Cercopithecidae.